Molecule: messenger RNA, 968 nt
Organism: Pseudoliparis swirei
Lineage: Eukaryota; Metazoa; Chordata; Actinopteri; Perciformes; Liparidae
Product: ras-related protein Rab-26-like
Exons: 9
Coding region: 70-822 (250 amino acids)
Cellular component (GO): endosome; Golgi apparatus
Molecular function (GO): GTPase activity; GTP binding
Source: RefSeq, a predicted model, not a curated record
GAGGCGUCUCGCGCGUUUCCCAAACUCUCCCAUCUCCGGUGCUCGUCCCGGAGCCGGUUGGCCGCAGGCAUGUCCAGGAAGAAGGCGGCCAGAGGCAAAGGGGGCUCCCGGAGCCCCAGGGCGUCGCCGGGCGGCGGCAGGACGGCGAAGGGUCUGGCCGCUGCCGGCGCUCCGUCCUCCGGCCUGGUGUACCCGAGCAGACCGUCCAUCAGCCACAGCGGAGAGUUUUAUGACGUCGCCUUCAAGGUGAUGCUGGUGGGGGAUUCAGGUGUGGGGAAGACCUGCCUGCUGGUUCGCUUCAAAGAUGGAGCCUUUCUAGCCGGGAGCUUCAUCUCCACCGUGGGCAUCGACUUCAAGAAUAAAGUCAUGAGCAUUGACGCCGUGAAGGUCAAACUGCAGAUCUGGGACACCGCUGGACAAGAGCGUUUCCGGAGUGUCACACACGCGUACUACCGCGACGCCAACGCUCUCCUCCUUCUCUACGACGUCACCAACAAAGCAUCCUUCGACAACAUCCGGGCGUGGCUGACGGAGAUCCACGAGUACGCUCAGCGGGACGUGGUGGUCAUGCUGCUCGGCAACAAGGUCGACUCAACGCACGACAGGAUGGUGAAGAGAGAGGAGGGAGAGAAACUGGCCAAGGAGUUUGGAGUGCCCUUCAUGGAGACGAGUGCUAAAUCUGGACUGAAUGUGGAGCUGGCCUUCACUGCAGUGGCCAAAGAACUGAAGCACAGGACCAUGAAGGAGUCCGAUGAGUCAAAGUUUCAGCUGCAGCAGUACGUCGACAAAGAAAUGAGGACCGCCGGCUGCUGCCGCUCGUAGACCACGCCCCUGUGCCCGUUUGCCUCUGUGUGUGUGUGUGUGUGUGUGUGUGUGUGUGUGUGUGUGUGUGUGUGUGUGUGUGUGUAUGUUUGUGGGACAAUUAUCACGCAAAUUCUCAGUGUUUGUAAUAUUUCUAUAAGUGGUGA